Messenger RNA from Effrenium voratum, 569 nucleotides. Lineage: Eukaryota; Dinophyceae; Suessiales; Symbiodiniaceae. The record is from the annotation of a GenBank genome assembly.
GCUGGCCAUGGAGUUGGCCAAGUUGGUGCCCCCCUUGCCGCGCACGGAGUACCGUCUGGCAGUGGACACCCAGGCGCUGCAGCCCAGUGACCGCCUGCGGGACGUGGUGUCGGACGGCGCGGAGCUCACCGCGCUGCUGGUGGAGUCCAUGGCCGGAGAGUUCUUUUGCCAGGUGAACAGGACCAGCGGGGUUACUCUUUGCCUGGGCACAGAUCGUCGCGCUCGGUGCCAGAUUGAGCGCAACAUUGGCGGCAUAGUCUUCAACUACCACGCAGAAGGCGAAUGGGAGGAAGCACUUGAAGAAAGUCGGCUGCACCUCACUCUGGACCAAGGUGUGGGGGCCAUGAGCGAGUUCGUGAUAAGGAGAACUCUGGAAAUGGCGAGAACCGGUGAUGGAGACUUGGAAUUGGUGGCAGUAAGAGGUGACAUCAAGGGUGGAGGACAAGUGGAUGAGAACAUGCUUGUGCUGUCAGUGGGCAAUGUCUUUGGACGCUUCUAACCCGAAAAGGCAGCGCAGAGCAACGAACUCUGCUUGACCACAUCUGGAGUCAGGGUGUUUCAGCCGUUGG